ACUUAUUUCACUUAGAACGAUGCUCUCCAGGCCCCUCCAUGCUGUCUGAAAGGGAGGUCGGGAUUUCCUGGUUACACAGUCCAGAGGAGAAGACUGGAGAGUGUUUUUCCCCGCCUCACAGCCAAUGGUGGAGCCUGCAGUGGUGCUCACAGCGCACACGUGGGAUUGAAGUUCGGAAUCACUGCCGAAACCCACGCCAGGUCCGGGACAGAGACCUCCAUUCCUGCAGCGGCUUCUACUCCCGCCGCUCCCGCCCCGCUCCGCCCACAGAGGGCAAUGGCCCGGCCGGUGCUGAGGAGACGGGCUGAGGUUGGCGUGACCUUUGAGGACAUUGCCCUGUACUUCUCCAGGGAGGAAUGGAGCUUCCUUGAUGAGGGUCAGAGACAGCUGUACCUGAAUGUGAUGCUGGAGAACUUUGAACUUACAUCUUCCCUGGGUUGCUGCUGUGGAACAGAGGAUGUGGAGGCACCCACUGAACAGAAGGUUUCUGUAAGAGUGUCACAGGCAAGUAUUCCCAAGUUAGCCUUGUCUUCUGAGGAGAGCCACCCCUGUGAGAGGUGUGGUCUAGUCUUGGGAAACAUUUUCCACUUGACUGAGCAACACAGACAGAUACUGUUGAGGUGUGGGGCGUGUGCACAAGCAUUUUAUUUCAGUACAAAAUUUCACCAGCAGCAUGUGAGAGAGAAGACUUUCAUUAGAGAUGUGGACAGGAUCUCACUUGCAAACAGCUGCAAUUUCCAGGUGUCCCAGAAUCAUGUCACCUGGGGGGAGGUGGGACAGGGUGUCCUUACUGAGUCAGGACAUCUCCACCUAAAGGCUGCUGAGACCAGCAAUAGGCCAGAAGAUAUGUUGAAAUGUGGGGUGAAGUUUCAAAGGAGAAAAAAAUAUAACAAAGUCAUUGGCUGCAAUCACACGUUUAUUCAGGACAAGUGUGUCCAUGCUGGAAGUCAGUGUUUUCUGUGCUGUAAAUGUGGGAAUUACUUUACCAAAUUUUCUAGCUUUCAUUAUGAACAUGGAGAAAAGCCUUACAAAUGCAGUGAAUGUUGGAAAUCUUUUACGACGAUGCAUAGCCUUCAUUGUCAUCAGAGAUUUCACACAGGAGAAAGGCCUUAUGAGUGCAGUGAGUGUGGGAAUUCUUUUACCAGUAGCACUGCCCUUCAUCGUCAUCAGAGAGUUCACACAGGAGAAAAGACACACAAAUGCAGUGAAUGUGGGAAAUCUUUUAAGAGAAUUGAUAGCCUUCAUUGUCACCAGAGACUUCACACUGGAGAAAGUCCUUUUGAGUGCAGUGAAUGUGGGAAAUCUUUUAUCAAUAGCAGUGGCCUCCAUUACCAUCAAAGUUUUCACACUGGAGAAAGGCCUUAUACAUGCAGUGAAUGUGGGAAAUCUUUUACAACUAACAGUGAACUUCAUCGUCAUCAAAGAGUUCACACAGGAGAAAAGCCUUAUAAAUGCAGUGAAUGUGGGAAAUCUUUUACGAGGAUUGACAGACUUCAUUGUCACCAGAGAUUUCACACUGGAGAAAGUCCUUAUGAGUGCAGUGAAUGUGGGAAGUCUUUUACCAGGAGCACUGCCCUUUAUUGUCAUCAGAGAAUUCACACAGGAGAAAAGCCUUAUAAAUGCAGUGAAUGUGGGAAAUCUUUUACCACUAGCACUACCCUUCAUCGGCAUCAGAGAAUUCACACAGGAGAAAAGCCUUAUAAAUGCAGUGAAUGUGGGAAUUCUUUUAUGAGGAUUGAUAGACUUAAGUGUCACCAGAGAUUUCACACCAGAGAAAGUCAGUACAAGUGCAGUGAAUGUGGGAAAUCUUUUACCAGGAGCAGUGAUCUUCAUCUUCAUCAGAGAGUUCACACUGGAGAAAGGCCUUAUGAGUGUGGUAAAUGUGGGAAAUCUUUUACCACUAGCAGAUACCUGCUUUGUCAUCAGAGCUCACACAGGCGAAAAGCCUUAUAACUGCAAUGAGUGUGAGAAAUCUCUUACCAGGAGCGAUCAUCUCCUAUAUCAUCAGAGAUUUCACAGUGGAGAAAGCCAUUAUUAGUCCAGUUAAUGUGAGAUAUCUCAGCCAAAUUUUUUAAUUGGCUAUGCACAAAAGAGACCAAAUGUGAGAAAUAUCUUAGAUGUGUAGGAAAUGUUUCUUAGUUCCAUCUUAGCAAUAGUAUAAGAAAGUUUGUGAAGUCUCAUUAGUCUGAAUUGUAUCUCAUACACUUAAUCACCUACUUUAUGAAAAGUCCCCUCAAGUGACUUUGUUGUUAUGUUUGUUUAUGUUGGUAUCAUAUGAAUCUAUGUUGCACUUUCUAACAUACAGAGAUGUGUUGCCAGGUCUAUGUCACUGCAUAUUUCUGUUGCUGAAGGUAUUUCACCUGAACCACCUAUAAGGUCCCUACAGAUGGCAUCAGUCACCAUCUUCCUGUGCCCAGGGAAGCUAACUCUGUUGCCUAAUUUGUUGAAGAAAAUGAGGAAUACCUGAGCCCUUAGUUCUUGUUUCCCUGUCUUGUGUUGCCACAUAGGACUGAUUACUGUUGGCCCCAGUAAACAUAAUGUUGCAGAAGAACUGCCAUUUUCAGGGACACACUUUCCGCAGAUACUAAUGAUGACUUUAUUGCGUGCCUAAGUCACCAAUGGAAGAACUACCAGUCACAUGUCUCUUUGGUUUGUAAAAUAAUGAAGGCUUUUUCCUAAGACUUCUUUAAUCUUGGGUGUGCUGUUUACUAUAUGGGUUAGUUUAUAACGAGAUCUGCACUUUCCAAGCAUGAUGAGGUGAAAAACGUUUAUGGGGUCUGAAAUAUUUUUGCCCUUGGGGAAACAUUAUGGUGCAGAAAUUAUCUUAGCAGUUUUUGCCAAAUUUACAUUGCUGCCCAUGUUUUCCUAGGAAACACUGUGGACUCUCUAGUCCUUAUGUGAUGUUCUGGAUGCUUUGAGACACAGAGAUCACUCCAAAGAGGGGGUAGCUAUGACAGCCUCAAGUAGGUCUUCUUGUAGCAUGAAUUUAUUCCUACUCUUCAAGGGAUGACAAUACAUUUGAAGGGAAUCACUUGCGCAGGUCUUGCAGAGGGCCAUGUGCCCUAAUGCCUACAAUUUCAUGGGUGUUGGUCACUGGUUUGAGGACCAUCGCAAGUAGGGGAAACCCUUUCACUGCAGAAACACAGACCUAAUUGUUGUUGAACAAGACUGCAGCCCAUUAGAUGGAAUGGUCCUCACCUAAACGUGCAUCCGGGCUUUUUUUUAAAAAAAAACUACAAGAGCUGUGUGUACACAUAUCUGAGCCACUCCAGGCAUGUUUAUCUUCUGUGGAGCAGUCAUUGUCAUUGAAUAUAAUCAGUAGCUUUUGUGGCUUCCUGUAGCUUCUCAGAUGUUCCCAUAAGAGCCAUUGGUGCACUGGCAGCAAAACAAGAUGAAGACAAAGACUGUCUUUCAUCCAGGGAUGUGGCUUUUGUGACCCAGUCAGCAUUCCAGUGGGUUUGGGUGAAAGUUCUUCAUUGUUUGUUACAUUUUAUGUCACUGACGUGAGACUCUCGCCCAGAGGACAUAAGAAUGUGGAUUGAGCCGAAACCGGUUUGGCUCAGUGGACAGAGCGUCGGCCUGCGGACUGAAAGGUCCCAGGUUCGAUUCCGGUCAAGGGCAUGUGCCUGGGUUGCGGGCACAUCCCUAGUAGGAGAUGUGC
Molecule: messenger RNA, 3661 nt
Organism: Myotis myotis
Lineage: Eukaryota; Metazoa; Chordata; Mammalia; Chiroptera; Vespertilionidae
Product: zinc finger protein OZF-like
Exons: 4
Coding region: 277-1953 (558 amino acids)
Biological process (GO): regulation of transcription by RNA polymerase II
Molecular function (GO): RNA polymerase II cis-regulatory region sequence-specific DNA binding; DNA-binding transcription factor activity, RNA polymerase II-specific
Source: RefSeq, a predicted model, not a curated record